AAAAGCGCGGUGGCGCGCGCCGCCUCGCGCACUCCUGCUCCCCCCCUUCCCGCGUGGCGCGCGCGGGGAUGAGACGCGGCGCGCGACGGUUGCCUUGACCCUUCCCCCCCUGCGUGCGGCACGGCCGAGCGAGCAAGCGCCUGAGGGCCAAGUACUUAAGAAAGGCACAGCCUGCUAUUUUUUAUAGAAACGAUUCCACUGCCGGCGAGAAACGGAUAAAAAGAAAAAAAGCAAUAUAAAUAUUAACUAUUUCUACACAAGCCUGAAAACGCUCUAACAAAAAGCCUCCGAUUAACCAAAAAAAAAAUUAUCACGUUAUACUGAUAAGCAAAUAAGCAUUUGAAACGACCAGUAAAGCAAAAAAAAGGACAAAAAAAACAUUAAGCCAUGCAGUUGGAGAUCCAAGUGGCACUCAAUUUCAUCAUCUCGUACCUGUACAACAAGCUACCACGACGGCGAGUGAACAUCUUCGGGGAGGAGCUGGAGAGGCUGCUACGGGAGAAGUACCGCGGCCACUGGUACCCAGAGAAGCCGUACAAGGGCUCGGGCUACCGCUGCGUGCACGUGGGCGAGGGCGCCGUGGAUCCCAUCAUCGAGCGGGCGGCCCGCGAGAGCGGCCUGGCACUCGCCGACGUGCGUACCAACCUGCCCGGCGAGCUGAGCGUGUGGAUCGACCCGGCCGAGGUGUCCUACCAGAUCGGCGAGAAAGGCCCAGUCAAGGUUCUCUACGUGGAGGAGGGAGGGGAGACAUCAGGUGACCUGGACAAGGAGGUCAUCAAGAGCAGCUUUAACCCAGAGGCCCAGGUCUUCCUGCCCGUGGGGAACACCGCCAAUAAUGGCAGCGGAGGACCCCCAGGGGAUGCGGGGGGCACAGGGGCCCCCGGCGUGGGAGGAGGGUCCUCCCACUCGGCGUCGCCGUCCCCGCCGUCCGUGAGCCCCACGUUCUUGCCACGCGCCAGCACGCAGCCGCUCACCUUCACCACGGCCGCCUUUGCCGCCACCAAGUUCGGCUCCACCAAGAUGAAGUCAAGCGGACGGCGUGGCGGUUCGCCGGCCCAGGGCCCACCAGGGAUGGGCAGGCCCCACCGCCCCAUCGGCACCCCUGCGCUCUACGGAGGCCAGCCCAAAUCGCCCAACGGCACCAGCGGGCCCUACUCGCCGCCGGCUGCCAGUGGCACGAAGGAUGUGCUCUUCCCCGGCCUGCAGGGCUUGGCUCCAUUAUUGGGCUGCGAGGCACCGUUUUCGCCUAGCCCCGCCACUUUCGGCACUGCAUUCGACCUCUUCCCAGCGUUCGGGCCGCUGGCUGAUAAGCCGUCCUUUCUGGAGGGAAUCGGCCUUAACCUAGGCCCCCUGCCCUACUCUGCCCAGCCCCUGCAGCCUGUCAUAAUGGCAAGCUAGGCUGCCCAAGAUCCUCUUAAUGUACACACCCACACAUGCGCAGGGGGUUAGGGGGAGCUUAAAGAGGCGCACAAACGUUACUGCCAUGUGUUUGCGCUGAGAUGUAAAAAAAAAAAUUUGGGCCCACACAUUUGGGCUCGGCUUUGCUCUUUGCGUGCAAGCAACUGGCUUAAGUCCACGGGACAGAAGUCGGGCCAAAAGUUAAGCCCAUAUAUCAACUGUGUGACGCCACAUUGGCACACUUGUUUGGAUGUCAAAAAAUACAUAUGCUGCUCUUCUGUAAUUAAAAAAAUAUAUUUUUUCUUUUUUUCUUUUGGUUUAACUUUUGGCCAAACUCGUACGACAGGGAGCAGCUGAGCCGGUCGGUCGCGUUCCCCACCCACCUCAGGAGGAGUAGACGAUGUGUGUGCCUCGAUGCCUGCAGCUGGUGUAGAGCAAGGCCGGGCACGUGAAUGUAUCUCGUGUUGAGCCCUCCGUGGCUGUUUGCCACCAGGAAAGCCAUGUGUGUGCCACCUUUCCUGCAAGGGGGAUGGGUGAUGGGAGAGUUGUGGGGGGGUGGUGACUGACCUGGCAAGGUGAUCCAGUAGAGUAUAUAUGUAGUGACUGAAUGUAUAUGGAAAAGGAAUCGGCACUAAUGCAAAGAAAGACGAGUUUGUGGGUCUAUUUAAGAAGUUAAAACAUUAAAAAGAAAAGAAAAAAACUAAAAAAAAUUGCACAGUUAAUUUAUUACCCUGUUUCUACGACACGAGAGAACAUAUUGUUUCUAAGUGGCAUUAUUGUUUAUAUCUUUUCUACCUAAGCGAUGCUCAGAUUGUCACAGCUUUAGUUUUUUAUGAGUGUAAAUCCUGCGCAGGGAGGCACCGGGUCUCCAGCACCAUGAAGCCGAUGGUGAUUCUGUAUCAGAGGAGAAAAGAUCCCUUGCUUUUUUUGGGAAUUAUACAGAAUUGUAUUUUUUUGUUUAAAAUUUGCUAUAUAUUCUUGACGACAAGAGAUAUUUCUAUGUGCAAUUGUGCAAUACAUGAUCGCAUUAAUUUAUAGUAUUGAGUCUGUGUUCUGGGUCGAUGAAGGGGUGUAGUUUUAUUUACCAUGUUUGUAUUAAAGAGCAUUUAAAAAAAAAAA
This is a messenger RNA of Petromyzon marinus (sea lamprey), 2517 nucleotides long. RefSeq names its product protein Tob1-like. The record is from RefSeq and is a predicted model, not a curated record. Gene Ontology annotation, molecular function: transcription corepressor activity. Gene Ontology annotation, cellular component: cytoplasm; nucleus. Lineage: Eukaryota; Metazoa; Chordata; Hyperoartia; Petromyzontiformes; Petromyzontidae. Gene Ontology annotation, biological process: regulation of gene expression.